AGUUAAUGUAGUGCCAAAACUCCAUUAAUUCUCCAGGAGAGGCAGUUUCCUUUUCUGGUUAAUGUUGUGAACUGCUUUGCCUCUUGGACAGCCGUGUGUGUAUAUAUAGACCCUUCCUUAUGCUAUCCAAACCAUAUAUAUAUGUGUGUGUAUGUACACACACACACACAUACACACACACACACACAUUGCUUUGGAUAGCACAGGGAAGGCUUAACAUCCCUGUGGUAUUUGUUUUGCUGCCUGUGCCCUUGUUCAGAAGAUCUCCCUUCACUUUCUGUCCCCUUGAUAAUUGGAUUUUGAAAAGUUUGGCUUGCUGUGGAAACAAGGUUUGGUGAUAAAGUUUCAGUUGAGACCUCUUUCCCCCAUGAUAACUCUUUCAGAAUAUCCCUUCCAAGAGUUAGAUUUUUCUCACUUCCUCUUGUCUCACCCUUGUUCUUAACUGUGCAUCAUUGUAAAAACAUUAGGAAGAACCUCCUAACUGAGAGAGCUGUUCAGUAGUGGAACUCUCUGCCUUGGAGUGUGGUGGAGGUUCUUUCUUUGAAGUCUUUCAAACAGAGGCAGGAUGGCCAUAUGUUGGGCGUGCUUUGAAUGCGAUUUUCCUGCUUCUUAGCAGGGGGUUGGACUUGGAUGGUCCAUGAGGUCUUUUCCAACUCUAUGAUCCUAUGAAGUCAUAUAUUUGUAACCCGAGGACUGCCUGUACGCUGUAGGUGCAACCCUCAUGUGCCUUUUAGAGUCAUUUCCCACUUAUGAUAACCCUAUCAUGGGGUUUUCCUGGCAAGAUUUGUUCAGUGGCAAGAUUUGCCCUCCUUUGAGGCUGAGAGUGUGUGACUUGCUCAAGGUCUCCCAGGGGGUUUCUGUGGCAGAGGAGGGAUUUGAAUCCAUUUCCAGAGUCUUAAUCCAAUGCCAAAACCACCACCACACUGAUUCUCAUGCCUCCCAUUACUCAAACAUUAUAUUUUUAUUGCAGGGCCAUUGUUCCAGGCAUUUUAACAUUUUGUUGCCCUUUGCAGCAUCUUUUCAUAAAAUAUAAUUGUUUUAGGUGUGUUACUAGAACUCUACAUACACAGCACUUCAGAAAUGGGAAGUAAAAGAGUGGCACUUACACUUUCUGUUCUCUUUCUAGUUGUGCUGGACUUGGCAUUCUUUCUCUUUCUCUCCCUCGCUCUCUUGGCUUCAUGAUUCAUUUUUCAGUGCCGGUUACAUCACUGAUAUAGUGGGGCACGAGUAACUUAUUAAUGUAGCCUCUAUUAAUUAGCUACUUUCAAGGUCUGUUGGACUAUAAUUCCCAUCCUCACCUGAUCAAAUGGAGUGAGAGGUGUUGUAGCACAAACAUCUUGAGGGCAUCCAGUUAGGAAUGGCUGCCAUAAUCAUCUACCUAGUUUAUUGUUCCUGUUUGUUUAAGUGAUAAGAAGUCCCAAGAGCAAGAGCAAUUUGCAUUUUCUCAAGGGACAGCCAAAAAGGAGGAAUCAUGCGUCAAUCACCUUUAUUAUAGUGUAACACCUACUCUACAUCAGACGUUGGUCUAUAAAGAAAUAGGAUCUACAGACUUCAGUGAGUCUACCUCUAUAGGAUACACGACAGGGCUGUCUUCUCUUGAACAAUCCUCUUGCUUCUUCACAAACUGGACAAACUCUUGAAAGUUGGAAUUAACUGGAAUGGAUCGUUAUAGAUAUUUCAUCUUCAACCAAAAAAGUAUGGUUGUGCUGGGACUUUUACAAAUAGCUUGUGCUGCACUUUGCAUUGUCAGCGGAGUAAUAGAUGGUGGUCACCGAAGGGAAUCAGCACUGAGUAAAUCUAAGAUACCCAUCUGGGCUGGAAUGGUGUAUGCAAUGAUGAUUGCUUCUGCAUUUUCCUGUUUCACAACUCUAAUUGUAAUCAUCUAUGCCUCGAUAACAUUAGAAUAUGGUGAAAAAUAUAAGGGCUUAGAUGUUGUGCCCUCUAAUCAUCCAGCUGCAUUUGUACUUGAUAAACUUGUGGAAGGAGCCAACAUCACACUCCUAAUUGCAUCUAUUGCUAGUGCCUUGAUUGUGCUAAUAAUUGCCUAUGUUAGUAGCCGAAGUCUUCCAGGUUGUUCCUGCUAUGAUAGCGUCACUGGAUUUGAGUGGUUACAUUCUAAUGAAGACCAACUGCAAACUUCAGAAUUAGCUUACAUUUCAUCUGGUCAAACAGAUCGAAUUUUUAUUUCUCCAGUAAAACUUUCAGAUGUAAAUGUGGAAGAAGAAGAUGAUGAAAUUGCUAAACCCCCUCCAUAUAUCCGUUUCCCUUAAAAGAUCUACAAGAAUAUGUUUAAGAGACUCUUGAUAAUAACUUAAGAGCCUAUUUUUAAAAUUCUGUGAAAUUCUUCCAGCAAUAACUCACAAAGUACAGGCAUCCUUGAACAGAGGAUUGUGAAAAUUCAAGACUGGUGACCUAUUUCCUAUUUAGCCAAGGCAUUUCAUCUCAUUGUCCUAUAUAUGUUAACUUAAUCCCCCAACUUUUUAUAUAAGAAUUGUUGUAUCAUUGUCAUUAUAAAUAAAAUAUGACAACAAUGGUAAUAGCA
Messenger RNA from Anolis carolinensis (green anole), 2542 nucleotides. RefSeq lists its product as uncharacterized. The record is from RefSeq and is a predicted model, not a curated record. NCBI's taxonomy places the organism in Eukaryota, Metazoa, Chordata, Lepidosauria, Squamata, Anolidae. Gene Ontology annotation, cellular component: membrane. The transcript has 6 exons. The coding region runs from base 1659 to 2270 and encodes 203 amino acids.